ACACAAAAGAUUGCCUAGACUGACGGACGGACAGUCGGCCAGCCGUUGUAAACAAAGAUGACGAUGAACCCAAUUACUUUCCGGCGUGCUAUCUCUACUUCCCCUUUUCUCUCACACAGAAUUAAACAAACAGACAAUGAAAUUGUUCAAAUGUUUCGGUUAUCGACUCCAAGGGAAGAUUCAAAUAACUUACCCGUGAAUCGAAAAGCAUCAAAAAGGGCGAAUGGGGGUAGUAGUUCUGGUAGGAUGUUAGAUGAGAGAUUUAUUAAGAUUUUAAAGAUAUUUAAAUGGGGCCCUGAUGCAGAAAAGGCUUUAGAGGUACUUAAACUACGAGUUGAUCAUCGAUUGGUUCGUGAGGUUUUGAGUAUCGAUGUGGAUGUAAAUGUUAAGUUGCAGUUUUUUAAAUGGGCUGGAAAAAGACGACAUUUUGAACAUGAUAACACGACGUAUAUGGCUUUGGUUUGUUGUUUGGGUGAUUUGGGAAUGUUUGGGGAGAUGUGGAAGGUGAUUCAAGAAAUGGUACGGCAGUUGGUUGUUAUGGAUCCUAAGGAUUUAUCGGAAGUUGUGAAGCUGUUGGGGAAGGCUAAGAUGGUUAAUAAAGCGCUUUCGCUUUUUUAUCAGGUGAAAGGGCGGAAAUGUAAGGUGAAUGCUAGUACUUAUAACUCGAUUAUCUUGAUGCUAAUGCAAGAGAAUCAUCCUGAUAAGGUGUACGAUCUUUAUAGCGAGAUGUGUAAUGAAGGUACUUGCUUUCCUGACACGGUAACAUAUGGUGCUUUGAUUUCGGCGUUUGCUAAGUUAGGUUAUGAUAACCCUGCUAUAAGAUUGUUUGAGGAAAUGAAGGAAAAUGGGUUUUAUCCUAAUGCUAAGAUUUAUACUACUUUGUUAGGAAUACACUUUAAGGCAGGGAGGGUAAAAAAGGCUCUAGAUUUAGUGGCAGAGAUGAGAGACAAAGGCUGUGCACCAACUGUUUAUACUUAUACAGAGUUAAUAAGGGGGUUUGGGAAAGCUGGAAAGGUAGAAGAAGCAUACAAGAUUUACAUCGACAUGCUAAAACAGGGUUGUAACCCUGAUGUUGUUCUCAUAAACAAUGUUGUCAACAUAUUGGGCCGGGCUGGUCGUUUAAGCGAUGCUCAAAAGGUUUUUGAGGAGAUGAAGUUAUAUCAUUGCCAACCGAAUGUGGUGACAUACAACACUAUGAUUAAAGCCCAUUUUGACUGUAAAUCUUCACCAAAGGAGGCUUUCUUGUUAUUUGAAAAGAUGAAGGAGAAUGGCAUUGUCCCUAGCUCUUUUACUUACUCUAUUCUCAUUGACGGUUUUUGUAAAACAAAUAGAGUGGAAAAAGCCUUGUUGCUUCUCGAGGAAAUGGAUGAACAAGGUUUUCCUCCUUGCCCGGCUGCGUAUUGUAGUUUAAUUAGCACUCUUGGAAAGGCAAAACGUUAUGAAGCUGCAAACGAGUUGUUUCAAGAAUUAAGGGAGAAUUGUGGGUCUUCUACUUCUCGGGUUUACGCCGUCAUGAUUAGAAAUUUGGGGAAAUGUGGGCAUUUGGGUGAAGCCAGGGAUCUUUUUAACGAGAUGAAAAAAUUGGGUUUGGUUCCAGAUGUUUAUGCCUACAACGCACUCAUGUCGGGCAUGGUAAGGGCGGGAUUGAUAGAUGAAGCAUAUUCCUUGAUGAGGGAUAUGGAAGAAAAUGGUUGUGUGGCUGACAUGAACUCGCAUAAUAUAAUUUUAAAUGGAUUGGCAAAGAGUGGUGGUCCACAACGGGCAAUGAUUAUGUUUGAGAAAAUGAAACGUUCAAAUAUAGAACCGGAUGCUGUCACUUAUAACACCCUUCUUGGCUGUCUCAGUCAUGCAGGCAUGUUUGAGGAGGCUGCUAAAUUGAUGAGAGAGAUGAAGUCACUUGGUUUUGAAUAUGAUUCUAUUACAUACUCAUCAAUAUUUGAUGCAGUCGGCAUGAUUCAUGAAGAACCCACGCAUCAAAUUUAGAGGUGGGAAUGCCCUGAUGAAUGUAAGGAAGCUAUAUCAAUUUUGAUGUUUGCAGCUGCAAGAUUUACCGGAAUUGCGCGAACUCAGAAGUUUAUUCGUUGAGAGAAAUGGGAAUUAUCUUGACCCUUAUGUAAACCAAGAGGAUUGGUCUCCAUAUGGCAAUGGAACAAACAAUGAAUCACCUAAAUCCCACCAUGAAAAUGGUUGGAAAGAAACUAUCAAGAAACAGAAAAGAGGAAUGACAAUAAACAAACGGACAUAUUAAAUAAGGACCACACUAUAAAAGAUGGUUUGCCCUGCAAACCAAAGAAUACAGUUGAAAAGGUAGAGAGAAAACACAUGGUCCGGCUUAUUGGAACAGUUCGCCCUAUAAGCCAAGGGCUAUAGUUGAGAAGAGCGACACAAAUACACUGAACUGGCUGUUGGAAACAGUUAGCUUUACAAGCAAGUAAGAAAAACAUGAUCGUGGUCGUGUAUCUCCUUAUUGGUCGAGAAACACUAGCUAUAGCAGUGAGAGUGCAACUAGUCCAGAAUUCAGUACAGGUCCGGCGAUAGUGCGUCUGAGGAUGUACCUGGAGGAAGAAAGGUAUAAACAUUUAGAUCAAUGGCUCCUCCUAACAUUGAAACUGAAUCAGCCAAAAAGCCAACGAUUUCUACAACUUCUGUUUCUGACUAAAAAGACAAUAAUCUUCAAAGUGAUACCCGAAGAAGGAAAUUCUAUGGGUUAAGGUCAAUGGGGCCUCCAUACAUCAAAACAUAUUUAAGCAAAAGGCCGUCAACUCUGCUGAAGAAAAGAUUUCUGGACUGGAGUACAAAGAGAGUAAUAUCAUACAUGAAGAAGAUUCUGUAAACAUUAGUAAACCAUUACCAAUAUCAAUGAGGAAUCGUAGACCAUUUAAGCCAAUUGCAGGUUCUUCUCAGGGAAACAGUGAAGAUCCAAAACUGGGUCCUAGGCUUUCGAAGGGUGAAAAUCUUGAUCAUGAUGAAAUAGAGGAUGAUCAAGAGAGAAAAAUGGACAUAUUUUUGUCACAAUACAGCAAAAAACCCUCAAAUACCUGCUCCAACGUGCUAAGGUCAGUUUUAAGGGCGGCAACUUGUCAAGAGGAUCCAGCUUUGAAUUAGGUCAUGUGCAUCCUAAACUUCCUGAUUAUGAUGAAUUUGUAGCACGAUUAGUAGCUUUUAGAAUGAGUUUUUAGUCAUGUUUCUUGUAGGUUUAUAUUUUGUGGUAGUAUUUUCUAGCAUUGUUCACCUGUAUCAACUCCUUGCUUUUAUAUUUUACUAGAAUUAGGUUUUACCAAUUAUCA
This is a messenger RNA of Erigeron canadensis, 3287 nucleotides long. Its product is annotated as pentatricopeptide repeat-containing protein At3g16010. The transcript is spliced from 4 exons. Gene Ontology annotation, molecular function: protein binding. The coding region runs from base 58 to 1983 and encodes 641 amino acids. The record is from RefSeq and is a predicted model, not a curated record. NCBI's taxonomy places the organism in Eukaryota, Viridiplantae, Streptophyta, Magnoliopsida, Asterales, Asteraceae.